AUGUCGUCCUCAAUGGAUCACGACAUGCACAUGACUGGCAUGUCCGCGACUGCCACUGCCACCAUGUCCAUGGACCACGCCACCAUGUCUAUGGAGAUGCCAGCUUCCACCUCUGCUGCCAUGGAUAUGGACCACGGCAUGGGCAACGGCUGCAAGAUUUCUAUGCUCUGGAACUGGAACACGGUUGACUCCUGCUUCAUCGCCGAGACCUGGCACAUCACCUCGAAAGGCAUGUUCGCCGGCUCCUGCAUCGGCGUCAUCCUCCUCGUCAUGACCCUCGAGCUCCUCCGCCGCUCCGUCAAGGAAUGGGACCGCUUCCUCCUCCGCCAGCACGCCGCCAAGUUUGAAGGAUCCGCUCCCGCCGCCGCUGCUGCCACCGGUUCCGACAGCCCCAAGGUCGCUUCUCCAGUCGCCUGUGCUACUCCUCUGCCUCCGUUCCGCCCCAAUGUCUGGCAGCAGGCUAUCCGUGCGCUGCUUCACAUGAUGCAGUUUGCCGUCGCUUACUUUGUUAUGCUACUCGCCAUGUACUACAACGGGUACUUCAUCAUCUGUAUCUUUAUCGGCGCGUACCUGGGUGCCUUUAUCUUUCAGUGGGAGACUCUGAGCGGAGGUCAGAACACGAGUGCCUCCCGCGAGGCUACCGUCUGCUGUGGUUAA
Molecule: messenger RNA, 657 nt
Organism: Fusarium keratoplasticum
Lineage: Eukaryota; Fungi; Ascomycota; Sordariomycetes; Hypocreales; Nectriaceae
Product: Copper transport protein
Exons: 2
Coding region: 1-657 (218 amino acids)
Biological process (GO): copper ion transmembrane transport
Cellular component (GO): membrane
Molecular function (GO): copper ion transmembrane transporter activity
Source: RefSeq, a predicted model, not a curated record